CUCUUUACGAACUUGAGCCGAGUGGGGGUGUGUUUGCGCGGGGCAGCUGUUUUCGAGAAUGUCAGAAACAACCGUGCCAUUUAUAUUUUACGCCUCUUCCACAAAAGCAAACCUGCAAAACAGCCGACCGCUGGGAAUUCACCCGUACCGUCCCAAAUAGACGACUUGCUUCGUUUUUUUGCGGGCUCGUCAGACUACCGAGAUGAACACCCCAAACGCGAAGAAGGGCUUCCAACCUCCGCUGUGAAGCCAAACACAAUUCUCUCUCCUCUUUUUUUGUUUUUUAUUUCCUUUUUUUUUUUUUUUGUAAUGCCGGCAGCGCACCCCUUUACCUGAGAACAAUGUCCUUUCUGAUGAAAAAGAAGAAGUUCAAGUUUCAAGUGCAUUUUACAUUAGAGGAGCUUACGGCGGUGCCUUUUGUCAACGGAGUUCUUUUCUGUAAGAUCCGGCUGAUCGAUGGCGGCGACUUUGUCAUUCAUUCAUCCAGGGAGGAGGUGCAACAGAACUGUGUUCGAUGGGGGAAGAAGUUCUGCUUUGUGUGCAAAAUGAGCGCUAAUCCAGUCACGGGCAUGUUGGAACCCCGCAUCUGUAGGGUCUCCGUACGCAAGGAGCUUAAAGGAGGAAAGGCCUUUUCAAAGCUGGGUUUUGCGGACCUGAACAUUGCUGAAUUCGCGGGCUCCGGUUCCACAGUUCGCUGCUGCAUCCUGGAGGGCUAUGACACAAAAAAUAGCCGUCAGGACAACUCAAUUCUCAAGGUGACAAUCGGGAUGGCCCUUCUGUCUGGCGAUCCAUGCUUUAAAAUGCCUCCCAGCACAGUGAAAUCGGUCUGUGUCGGAGAUGAGGAUCCCACCCUGCAGCUGGACUGUAAGGGGGAUAGCACUGAUGCCAAAAUACAAGCGCUCAGCACAAUCGUGGAGGGGCCUCGCGCCUUUCAACCCAGACAGACAUCGGCGCGUAGCUCAGGGCUGCCUGAUGAGGGGGGUGAUGUCUUCAACCAAGACGAGGUCUUCCACACUGGUCAUUUUCGCAAUUCCAGCUUUGCCAGCCAGCAUAGCAAGAUAUCAGGUUACAGCACAGGCCACUCUCGCUCUUCCAGCCUGACCGACCUCAGUCCCCAUCGAAGCGUCUCGCGCAGCAGCAGCAGCCCGUCGUGCGGCCUCGCGCACCCGCGUCCCUCCACCCCGACACAGCCGCCUCGGCAAGGAACUCCCACCAAACCCGAGAGACCUCCACUACCCUCCGUCGCCGCCGUCAUGUCCAAUAGAUCGUCCAGAAGGAAGAACGACACGAUGGAGACGCAGCAUCGCUGCGUGGACGACACCCGCAUUGAUGCCGACGACAUUGUGGAAAAGAUUGUUCAGAGUCAGAAUUUUUCAGACGGCAGCAACAACGAAGACAGCAACUUGCAGUUGUUUGUCAGCAAAGAUGGGACCACCGCCCUCGGUGGGGCGCAGCUCGGCAACAGAGUAACACCUGGCGUUUUUGAAGCCGUGGUCAUUGGGACGCAUUGACCCACGUGCCACCCUCUCUCUGCCUCGGGAUUCUUGGGCAUGCGAUUGUAUGUGAACGCGUGUACAAGCGCAGUGUGUCCAAAAUCUGCUCGCAGUGCACGCCACUUUUAGAUAAGACUACUGUGAUACAUAUAGGCGCCGGCGGUGUAGCGGUGCCGUCUGGCAGAUGGCACGGGUUCAAUUCAACGUCAUGUUUUUUUACAUUCAUAUGAUUUCUAUGUGCAGAAAUGUCUUUCUGACAAACAAAAAUGAACAAAUCGGUAAAAGGAACCGAUCGAUCAAUGGAAUCCCAUGGAAGGAAACGAAAAGGAGGUGUUGAAUCAGGCAAGCAAGAUGAAGUCGUUUUAGUACGAUGGCACAAACGAGUCUUAAUGAGCAUACAACUGGUCCCCCGAAAUGUUUAAUUCUGUUCUAUAUUGUGGUAUGAAAUGUGAGCCGAGUGUUUACCUGCUGCUGAGAGGAUUGCCAGAAACCUCUUAAAAGAUAUUACACGUAAAUGUUUGUUUGUUUGUUUGCUUGCUUGUUUUUUGGAUUUCAUUCAAAUGUCUUUUUUUAUGGCAGGCCAUAUGUAACACUGUACUGUAUGCGAACGUUCUUUCAACUUUUGUUUGAUUUCUUUUAGUCCACUCGAUCAUCCCGUUCGAUUUGCUCAAAUUAUAAUUCUGAAUUUCAUUGUGACUGUCAAAUGUUUUUUGUUUUUUUUCUUUCUUUUGAAACAAAAAACGGAAAGUCACCAAAUGGUUAGCAAUGAUACUACUGUUUGGGUUCAUGAGGACAUUUCGCGUGAAGUAUAAGGACGUUUUUUUCGGCUCCAGGGCUUCCCUUAUAAUUUAAUAGUGUCAUUUAAUUUGGAACCUCUGAAAUAAUUACACAUAAAUGUCGGUGACUGUUUUCAUUUCUCCAUAUUCCUUUUUAGACAGCAGUGUAAACGGUGUCGGUAUGAGAUAACAUGAUGUACAUUUUUGCACUGAAUGUUCGAAAUAAACGUUCAAUCAAUUAUGGAACAUCAGAGCCAAACUGAUGACAAAAACAUUCACGAAUACAUUUAUGAGACGAGACUUGUACAUUUUUGUUGUAUACAUUUUAGGGAGAAAAGAAUUAAGAAAACAAGUUGCAAAGACAAGUGAAAGUAGCAAAUGCAGCAACAGAAUCUCUUCUUGUGUGCAUAGAACUAAGGUCACAGUUUUGUUUUACAACCCCAAUGAAGUUGGGACGUUGUGUUAAACGUAAAUAAAAAAAGAAUACAAUGAUUUUCAAAUCAUGUUCAACCUAGAUGUAAUUGAAUACACUACAAGACAAGAUAAUUCAUGUUCAAACUGAUCAACUUGAUUGUUUGUAGCAAAUAAUCAUGAACUUUGAAUUUUACGGCUGCAACACGUUCCAAAAAAGCUGGGACAGGGUCGUGUGUUACAUCACCUUUUCUUUGAACAACAUUCAAAAACCGUUUGGGGAACGGAGGACGCUAAUUGUUGAAGCUUUGUAGGUGGAAUUCUUUCCCAUUCUUGCUUGAUGUGCAGCUUCAGCUGUUCAACAGUCUGGGGUCUCCGUUGUCGUAUUUUACGCUUCAUAAUGUGCCACAUGUUUUCAAUGGGAGUCAGGUCUGGACUGCAGGCAGGCCAGUCUAGUACCCGCACUCUUUUACCAGGAAGCCACGCUGUUGUAACACGUGCAGAAUGUGGUUUGGCAUUCUCUUGCUGAAAUAGGCAGGGGCGUCCAUGAAAUAGACGUUGCUUGGAUGGCAGCAUAUGUUUCUCCAAAACCAGUCUGUACCUUUCAGCGUUAAUGGUGGCUUCACAGAUGUGUAAGUUACCCAUGCCAUUGGCACUAACACAGUCCCAUACCAUCACAGAUGCUGGCUUUUGAACUUUGCGUCCAUAACAGUCUGGAUGGUUCUUUUCCGCUUUGUCCCGGAGGACACGACGUCCACAAUUUCCAAAAACAAUUUGAAAUGUGGACUCGUCGGACCACAGAACACUUUUCCACUUUGCAUCAGUCCAUCUUAGAAGAGCUCUGGCCCAGAGAAGCCGGCGGCAUUUCUGGGUGUUGUUGAUAAAUAGCUACUAUGCAAAGCAUUGCAUAGUAGAGUUUCAAGUUGCACUUCCGGAUGUAGCGCCGAACUGUAUUUACUGACAUUGCUUUUCUGAAGUGUGGCGAUAUCCUUUACGCGUUGAUGUCGGUUUUUGAUGCGGUGCCGCCUGAGGGAUCGAAGGUCACGGGCAUUCAAUAUUGGUUUCUCAGUUUGAACAUGAAAUAUCUUGUCUUUGUAGUGUAUUCAAUGAAAUAUAGGUCGAACAUGAUUUGCAAAUCAUUGUAUUCUGUUUUUCUUUAUGUUUAACACAACGUCCCAACUUCAUUGGAAUUGGGCUUGUAUUUUAUUAUCAUUUCUCGUCUGUUUUUUUUUUCCCUCAAGAGCAGCCUGUAUAGUGUAAAGUUUAACUUGACAAGACUAUCUUCAUUGCUCACCCAACUUGCGGACGUUCCAAGAUAAGGACGCAUUUUUCAUCACUACGAUCCUUUCAGAACUGACUAACUUGAAUUUUCAUUGCACUUUUCGUCUCACGACAGUUUGCUCCGAGUGAUUGUGGUUGAAGUUGCGCGCAUGGUACGCCAAAAUCCACGUGCCAAUAACUUCACUCUGUGGUGUUGUUUUUGACCAGCAGGCUGGUGUACUGUUUAUGUUUGUACGCAAACUGAAAGAUACUGUAAGCUGAAAUGAAAAGUCAAAUAAUAGUACCAAUAUUUACGCUAUUUCGUUUUUGGGUUGGAUUGCCUUCUUCAACCUGUUCUGAUGUUUAUGUUUCUAUCCUGUCAUAUAAUUUGCUUUUUUCACAACGUAAUGAUUUUCUGCACCUUGUGAUUUAAAAUGUUGGGAGGUCAAAUAAAAAAUGGGAGUUAAAUGAAAAUAUUUGUGCCUAAAUAAAAAUUCAAUGGAA
This is a messenger RNA of Phyllopteryx taeniolatus (common seadragon), 4444 nucleotides long. RefSeq names its product estrogen-induced osteoclastogenesis regulator 1b (gene eeig1b). The transcript is spliced from 12 exons. Bases 342 to 1511 code for a protein of 389 amino acids. The record is from RefSeq and is a predicted model, not a curated record. Lineage: Eukaryota; Metazoa; Chordata; Actinopteri; Syngnathiformes; Syngnathidae.